Messenger RNA from Hipposideros armiger (great roundleaf bat), 3644 nucleotides. RefSeq names its product ubiquitin like modifier activating enzyme 7 (gene UBA7). Lineage: Eukaryota; Metazoa; Chordata; Mammalia; Chiroptera; Hipposideridae. The transcript is spliced from 28 exons. Gene Ontology annotation, molecular function: ISG15 activating enzyme activity. Gene Ontology annotation, biological process: ISG15-protein conjugation; innate immune response; DNA damage response. Bases 550 to 3537 code for a protein of 995 amino acids. The record is from RefSeq and is a predicted model, not a curated record. Gene Ontology annotation, cellular component: cytoplasm.
CUCACUCUUGCAGCUCUCCGGUUCAGGAUGUUCCCGAGAAAAUACCCAAAGGCCCCAAGAAGGAGUCCCAGCUCUCGCUGGGCGGCCAGCACUGUGUGGGAGAACCAGAUGAGGAGGUGGCUGGCGCCUUCCCUGUCUUCAUCCGGAAUGCUGUCCUGGGCCGGAAGCAGCCCAAGAGGACCAGGCCAGAGCCCUGUCGCAGCACAGAUGCUGUAAGGACAGGCUUCGAUGGUCUUGGAGGCCGGACAAAAUUCAUCCAGCCUACUGACACAACUGUGAUCCGUCCACUGCCUGUUAAGCCCAAGGCCAAGGCUAAGCAGAGAGUGGGGGCCAAGAGAGUGCUCCCUCCCUCCCAGGCCAAGCUGGACACCUUCCUGUGGUAGUGAGAACAAGGAACCAGGAAGCUGUGACUAGCAGCGUCCUUCACUCCCUUAGUCUCAGUGCCUGUUUGCACUAGCCACGGCUGGGCACUGUCCUCUGCUGCCACCGCCUCCCACAGAGACCCCAUCUAUAAGCACUGCAGCCUAUUGUCCAGCCCCACACCUCAGGAUGGAUGUCCUGGAGACCUCCAAGUUGCUGGAUGAGGAGCUGUAUUCACGGCAGCUGUAUGUGCUGGGUUUGCCGGCCAUGCAGAGGCUUCAGGGGGCUAAGGUCCUGCUCUCAGGUCUUCAGGGUCUGGGGGCUGAGGUGGCCAAAAACCUGGUCCUGAUGGGUGUGGGCAGCCUCACUCUGCAUGAUCCCCACCCCACCUGCUGGUCUGACCUGGCUGCCCAGUUUUUCCUCUCAGAGCAAGACUUGGGAAAGAGCAGGGCUGAGGCAUCUCAAGAACGUGUGGCCAAGCUCAACGGAGCUGUCCAGGUCUGCGUCCACACAGGCGACAUUACCGAGGACCUGCUGCUGGACUUCCAGGUGGUGGUGCUGACCGCCUCGGACCUAGAGGAGCAGCUGAAGGUGGGCACCUUAUGCCAUAAGCACGGAGUCUGCUUUCUGGUGGCUGACACUCGGGGCCUCGUGGGGCAGCUGUUCUGUGAUUUUGGGGAGAACUUCACUGUGGAGGACCCUACAGAGGCAGAACCUCUGACAGCUGCCAUCCAGCACAUCUCCCAGGGCUCCCCCGGCAUUCUCACUCUGAGAGAAAAGGAUGAUACCCAAGACUUCCAUGAUGUGGAUUUGGUGACUUUCUCCGGCAUUGAGGGCAUGAUUGAGCUCAAUGGCUGUGCUCCCCGGCCUAUCCGCAUGCAGGAGGAUGGGACCUUGGAGAUUGGGGACACAACAGCUUUCUCCUGUUACUUGCGUGGCGGGCUUGUCACUGAGGUCAAGAGACCCAAGACUGUGAGCCAUAAGCCCCUCGAUGCAGCCCUGCUCCAGCCUUGUGUGGUGACCCGGGAAGUUCACCGUGCCCACAGCCUGCAUCAAGCCUUCCGUGCACUGCACACGUUCCAGCACCUCAGCGGCCGCCCACCCAAGCCCUGGGAUCCUGUUGAUGCAGAUAAGGUGGUGGACCUGGCCCGGGCCCUGAAACCACUGAGGAGGACAGAUGGAAUGCCAUUGGAAGAGCCACUGGAUGAGGCUCUCGUGCGGACAGUCGCCCUGAGUAGUGCUGGUGGCUUAAGUCCCAUGGCAGCCCUGGUGGGCGCAGUGGCCGCCCAGGAAGUGCUGAAGGCUGUGUCCAGGAAGUUCAUGCCCCUGGACCAGUGGCUGUACUUGGAUGCCCUUGAUUGCCUCCCAGAAGAUGGGGAGCCCCUUCCCAAACCUGAGGACUGCUCACCGAGAGGCUGUCGCUACGAUGGGCAAAUCGCAGUGUUUGGGGCUGGUUUUCAGGAGAAGCUGAGCUGCCAGCACUAUCUCCUGGUGGGUGCUGGUGCUAUCGGCUGCGAGCUGCUCAAAGGCUUCUCCCUAAUGGGCCUGGGGGCCGCGAGCAGCGGGGGCGUGACUGUUGCCGACAUGGACCACGUUGAGCGCUCCAACCUCAGCCGUCAGUUCCUCUUCAGGCUUCAGGACGUUGGUAGGCCCAAGGCAGAAGUGGCUGCAGAGGCUGCUCACCGCCUCAACUCAGAUGUGCAGGUAGUCCCGCUCACCUCCCCUCUGGAUCCCACCACAGAGCACAUCUACGGGGAUGACUUCUUCUCCCGUGUGGACGGUGUGGUUGCCGCCCUGGACAGUUUCCAGGCCCGGCACUAUGUGUCUACUCGCUGCAUCCACUAUCUGAAGCCACUGUUGGAGGCGGGCACCCAGGGCACCCUGGGCAGUGCUUCAGUAUUCAUACCGCAUGUGACUGAGGCCUACGAAGGCCCCACCUUGGAUUCUGAGGAUGCCCCCUACCCUGUCUGCACCGUGCGGUACUUCCCCACCACAGUUGAGCACACCUUGCAGUGGGCCCGGGAUGCGUUUGAGGGGCUCUUCCGUCUGUCUGCUGAGACCAUCAACUGCCACCAGCGGGCACCUACUCCUCCGGUAGACACAGAUGGGCCACAGUUGCUGACCCUGCUGCAGGUGGUGCUGGGUGUCCUGAGACAGCGUCCACAGACCUGGCAAGACUGUGUGGUGUGGGCCUUUGGCCAAUGGCAACUGUGCUUCCAUUAUGGCAUCAAGCAGCUUCUCAGGCUCUUCCCACCUGAUAAAGUGCUUAAGGAUGGAGCACGUUUUUGGUCGGCUCCCAAACUAUGUCCCCAGCCCUUGAAGUUUGACGCCAAUCAAGACAUGCACCUCCUCUACGUGCUGGCAGCGGCUAACCUGUAUGCCCAGAUGCAUGGGCUGCCUGGCUCACAGGACAAGCCUGCACUCAGGGAAAUGCUGAAGUUGCUGCCACUGACUGGCCCCCAGCACCUGGCUUCUGCUGAGCUUGGCCCUGAGCAGGUACAGGAACUGCGUGAAGCCCUGCAAGUCUGGAGUGAGGGCCCCGCCCUGCAGCCCCUGAGGUUUGAGAAGGAUGAUGACAGCAAUUUCCAUAUGGACUUUGUGGAAGCAGCAGCAAGCCUGAGAGCUCAGAACUAUGGGAUCCCACCAGCCAACCAUGCCCAGAGCAAGCGAAUCGUGGGUCAGAUUAUCCCAGCCAUUGCCACCACUACAGCGGCUGUGGCAGGCCUGGUGGGCCUGGAGCUGUAUAAGGUGGUGGGCCCACCACGGCCCUGCAGCGCCUUUCGCCACAGCUAUCUGCACCUGGCUGAAAACUACGUCAGCCGCAGGAUCCCUAGUGCUCCAGCUGUCCAGACGUUCCAUCGCCUGAAGUGGACCUGUUGGGAUCGUCUGAAGGUGCCGGCAGGGCGGCCUGAGAGGACCCUGAAGUCACUCCUGGACCAUCUCCAGGAACAAUACGGGCUGAGGGUGAAGAUGCUGCUGCAGGGCAAUGCCCGGCUCUACUCAGUGAAAUGGUCGCCUGAAAAACAGGCCCAGCGCCUGCCCCUCAGGGUGACGGAACUGGUGCAGCAGGUGACAGGCCAGGUGCCUAAGCCUGGGCAGCGGGUGCUGGUACUGGAGCUCAGCUGUGAGGGUGAGACGGACGACACUACCUUCCCACCCCUGCACUAUGAGCUGUAACAAGGCAGCAGCCCUACCACCCAGCACUGUCAAGCUCUCCAUCCUGAGCCCACAGUAGGCGCCCAAUAAAUACUUAUUGAAAGAAAGCAUUAAGUGGAGAGGAUCGG